AUGGCGGAAGAUCGUCGGGUGAAGACUGCAGUGAGGCACCCCCAGCGCCGCAACUUGUGUGUUGAGAUUAACGCCGACGCCGACGAGGCGUCUGCUGCGUCACCGGGAGCGCUCAGCGACGAGGAAUGGGUGGAUUCCGCCACGGAUUCUGGCAGCAACACGAGCGGUCAGUCCAAGCAGGGCCGAUCUGGGGGGAUGGAUCAUCCACGCCGCCUUCAGGACGACAACGAAGACGCUCAAGGACUGGAGGUGCUCGUUGCCCCGUUAGAGCGUUUUGAGUUCGACUCAUGGGAGGAUCUAGAGAGCUACUUGGCCGAGUACACCAAGGGGACACACCAGAGCUUUCGUAUCCUCACGAAGAACACAGUGACUGCACACAAUGCCAAGAUUCGCCCAACGGGGUCAAAUAAGCCGUUGUUGCCGAACGAGUGGGUGAACUACGGGAAGACCUCCAUUUGUACACACUCAGGGACGUACAAGUCGAGGGGGAAGGGGAAGGGGAAGUGGAAGCGUCUGCAGUCACGGGCUAUGGAGUGUGAGGCGCAGAUCAAUGCGUGUGUCCAAGUCGACGACGCUAAGGUCCCGACAUUCAUCUUGAGGAUCACUUCCGCACGAUUAGUGCAUAACCACCCUGUGAACAAGCUUACGUACAACCAGUACCCACACGUGCGAACCGCGUUGGAGUCGGAUGUUGUGGGUACAGUGAAUGAACUUCGGAAGGCCGGAGCAAAGAAGAAGCGCAUUCUGAAGUACAUUCACGACAACACCGACCUGAACCCGUCAACGCAAGACGUGUCUAAUCUGAUCCGGAGAUUGAAAGCCAAAGAGAACACGGCCUCGACCAGCGCCACACGGCUGAAGAAGUGGAUGAAAGAGUUCGCAAAGGAGUCUGGAAAUGUUGGUAGGAUCUUUGUGGAUUCAGUGGGAGAAAAGGAAUGA
This is a messenger RNA of Phytophthora nicotianae INRA-310, 939 nucleotides long. RefSeq lists its product as hypothetical. The record is from RefSeq and is a predicted model, not a curated record. Bases 1 to 939 code for a protein of 312 amino acids. The transcript has 3 exons. Lineage: Eukaryota; Oomycota; Peronosporomycetes; Peronosporales; Peronosporaceae.